AAGAAGGUCUCCAGUCAAAGCUUUCAAAAAUAAAACGGUUAUUGGCGAACAUAGAGUGCCACAAUAUCAAGAUUUUUUAAUGGAAAAAAAACACUCACCACGAUGGAAGCAAUAAUGCUAGCCGGUAGUUAUAAAUGACCAGCAGUUAAAUAGCAGAGUAACUUAGUGAAUGAACUGAGUGAAAUUAGAGAAAUUACCUAACAAAUAGUUGGUCGGUAAUGGUAAAUGUUGUCUGUUUUGUGUCUUCCUCUUAUAGGUAAGUGUGAAAGACAAGUAGCGCUUACCUGUUCACUUUUGCAUUUAUAGCCUAGCUAGCCACCUGGUUGCCAAGGAAACAGAGAGCUCUUAACGGUUUAGUUUGAGGCAAACGUUUUUCCAAGCUAAGCUAAGUGUCAAAGUCAAGUGGCGCCUACUUGUUCACUUUGGCAUUUAUAGCCUAGUUAGUCAUCUGGUUGCCGAGGAAACAGAGGGAUCUUAACGGUUUAGUUUGGGGCAAAAUUUUCCCAAGGUAAAAUACAGCUUUAUUCACUCAGAAAAACAUGUUAAGUUAUGAUUUUUUAAAAUAAUUUGUAGGCUACUGUCAAAAUGAAAGCUGCCCAAACAUGUUAUAUAGUAACCUACAGUUAUGUACUUUUCUAUAAGUAGCCAUCAGUUAUGUAGCUACUGCGCAAUAGGUUAUAUAGUAGCCUACAGUUAUGCACUGUGCUAUAUGACAAUUAUAUGUUUAUAGUACAGUUUUUAUUGUAAAAUGUUUUGUCUCAUAAUCUCUAGAAGGCAACAGUUUUUGUCCAUGUGGGACCUUAAGUCCAGCAUAUGUACGAUAAUGUUACAAGUUGAGGAGCAGUCAGUGUGUUUUAAACUGAUAUUUUAUUAAACAAUUAGCUAAUAUUUAUAAAGACUAUCUCGUACAGGGAGCUUCCGGGACCAUACUGUCUUAUUGUGAAGGUAAAAUCCUGGUAUCUCCGGUCUGCCUUUCUCUGGCGGGCUUGACGCAGCUCUCCGUCUCCCCGGUGCGCCUGAACUCCGGUACCUGACACCGCAGAGCGCGUCCAGGGGCUGAGGGGACGCAGAAGCACGGGGAGCCACCCGGUCCUGUUUAACUUUACUUUCCCCGUUUAUUGAAACUUCUGCGCCUCAUCCCUCUCUCAUCUUUUAUCUUUUCUUCAUCCUGCCGACUGGCGAACUGAGUUUGGAUUUGCAGGGGGAGGGGGGGUGGCAGGAGGCAGAGGACCAGCGGGCUGCUCUCAGAUGGAGCACCAGGGCUCCGGGAGCUCAGGGCGCACGGCGGACCCGGAGUGAGUGACGCUGGUGGAUGGACGCUGCUCCAAGGUUCAGGCUGUUCACAGCACGGCCAUGACGGGCACUCAGGAGCCAGACCUGCAUGAGCAGCACAGAGCACCAACGCAGGAGGAAGGGGAUGAGGAGGAGGAGGGGGAGAAGGUGCAUGUGUCAGUUGAGGGAGAUGAGAGGGAGCAGGAGGAAAAGGAAGAGCUGCCAUACCCCACUCUAGCACCAGUGGUUCUUUUGGCUCUGACCCAAACCAGCCCGCCCCGCUCCUGGUGCCUUCGAGCCGUCUGCCACCCAUGGUUUGAGCGUGUGAGCAUUUUGGCGAUCCUGCUGAACUGCGUGACUCUGGGGAUGUUCCAGCCCUGUGACCACACCCCCUUCCUGCUGCAGGCUCUGGAUGAUGGGAUCUUUGUGUUUUUUGCCGGGGAAAUGGUGGUGAAGAUGGUGGCUCUUGGGGUCAUAGGUCAGAACGGUUACCUUGGUGACACAUGGAACAGAUUGGACUUCUUCAUUGUUAUAGUGGGAAUGCUGGAGUACUCGCUUGAUGGACACAAUGUCAGCCUAUCAGCUAUCCGGACUGUUCGGGUUCUCCGCCCACUGAGAGCUAUCAACAGAAUUCCCAGUAUGCGUAUCCUGGUGACCCUCCUCCUGGAUACACUUCCCAUGCUGGGCAACGUGCUGGCACUGUGCUUCUUUGUCUUCUUCAUCUUCGGCAUCGUUGGUGUGCAGCUGUGGGCGGGGCUAUUAAGGAACCGCUGUUUCAUGGGAGAGGAUGUCAAGAUGAGAUAUAACAUUUCCUUCCUGAGUGGCUACUAUCGGCCAGAUGCCACCGAUGACCACCCCUUCAUUUGCUCGACAGAAAGAGACAACGGGAUGCUUCGGUGUUCUGAUGUGCCUCGCCGCCGUGUAGACGGGACUUCCUGUUUCCUGGGUCCUGAGGAGCCCCGUCCAGAGAUGGGACUUAGAAUAGAUGAACCGGUGUCAUGUGUGAACUGGUUCCAGUAUUACAAUGAGUGUCGAGCUGGGGAAAUUAAUCCACACAAAGGAGCAAUUAACUUUGAUAAUAUUGGAUAUGCAUGGAUUGCCAUUUUUCAGGUAAUUACUCUAGAAGGUUGGGUAGACAUCAUGUACUACGUCAUGGAUGCACAUUCUUUCUACAAUUUCAUCUACUUCAUCUUCCUCAUUAUAGUGGGCUCCUUCUUCAUGAUCAACCUGUGCCUGGUCGUCAUAGCGACCCAGUUUUCAGAAACAAAGCAGAGAGAACACGCCUUAAUGAAAUCGGAGCAGCGUGCUCGCCAGCUCCACCAAUCAGCUUCCACGCUGGCCAGCGACAGCCAACCGGGAAGCUGCUACGAGGAGAUCAUUCGCUACCUGGCUCACCUGGGCCGCAAGGCGUGGCGACGACUGUCCCGGUUUUACGCUAAGAAACGUGCACACUUUCAUUGCACGUGUGUGUGCCACAAAGACAGUGGUGGUGCUUCUGCCAGAGGUAGCGGAGUCGGGGAGAUGAAUGGACUUGCCCACCGGCAUUCAGGCCACGCCCCCAAUGACCUGUCUCACCUUCAUCAGCUUUAUCAUCAUCAUCACCAGCAUCAUCACCAGCACCAUCAGCCUCAAUCUGAGCGUCCUGUCAGUAAUGGAGAGAACGGUUUUAAUUAUCCCAUCAUAUCACCCCUCUUCAGUCACCUGGAUGCAAAGGGUCGGGACCAGAAGAGGCUGGUUGCCACGGAGACCAUCAACAGACUGCCACAGCUGGUGUUGGAGCAUGGUGAGAACGGAGGUGGGAGCGCUGGGCAUCCUGCGUUACCGUUGCCAGGUGAAGUCUCGGGAGAGUCCUCAGUAUGCCCGUACUGCAUCUACUACAACCAACUUAGUGACAGCGAAAAUGUUAAUGAGCAGCCUGAAGACCAGCAACAUGGGUACAGCAACUCAUGCCAUGGUAACAGCCAGUGUCAUAGUAACAGCCCAUGCCACUGUAGCAGCCCCUGCCGUGGUGAUGCACAGGUGUCUGAGCCAAAGAAAAGGCUAUGGGAGCGUUGCUGGGCGGGACUCAGAACUAAACUGGAACUCAUUGUUGGCAGCAGAUACUUCAGCAGAGGAAUCAUGAUUGCCAUCCUUAUUAACACACUCUCGAUGGGCAUAGAGUACCACGAACAGCCGCAGGCGCUGACGGAUAUUUUGGAGAUCAGUAACAUGGUGUUCACUAGUCUCUUCGGUCUUGAGAUGCUGCUCAAGGUCCUGGCUCUCGGGCUCUUCGGCUACAUCAAGAACCCCUACAACGGCUUUGACAGCAUCAUUGUCAUCAUCAGUGUGUGGGAGAUAGUGGGUGAGGCGGAGGGAGGCUUUUCGGUGCUGCGUACCUUCCGUCUGCUGAGAGUUUUGAAGCUAGUGCGGUUCCUUCCCGCCCUGAGGAGGCAGCUGGUGGUGCUGAUGAAGACCAUGGACAAUGUGGCCACUUUCUGCAUGUUGCUGAUGCUUUUCAUAUUCAUAUUCAGUAUCUUGGGGAUGCAUCUGUUCGGCUGUAAAUUUGGUUUGCGACAAGACAGUGGAGACACUUUACCUGACAGAAAAAACUUUGACUCACUGCUCUGGGCGACUGUCACCGUGUUCCAGAUCCUAACCCAGGAGGACUGGAAUGCGGUGCUCUAUAACGGGAUGGCCUCCACCUCGCCGUUGGCUGCCCUGUAUUUUGUAGCCCUCAUGACCUUUGGCAACUACGUCCUCUUCAACUUGCUUGUAGCCAUUUUGGUGGAGGGUUUUCAAGCUGAAGGUGAUGCCAACAGAUCUGAAACAGAUGACGAGAGACAAUCGCUCUCCUACGACGAUGAGGAGAAGUUGAGGGAGCUGUACGCUGCAGAGCUUAAGAUCCAGGCCAUGAUGCUGAGCCCCAACGGUCUCCUGAACCCAAAAGCCUCCAUGCCCCACCCUCCACCUCCUCCUCCUCCUCCUCCUCCUCCUCCUCUGCCGGUCAUCACACACACUGCAGCCACGCCCACCAUCAACUCCAGCCAGUCACGCCGGGCAAGUGGCGCUUCCAUGGACAUCAACAGCCUUGAGCAGAGGUCCCCGUCUCCGUGGGACAGCGGGCCAGAGAGCCGUCGCUCCAGCUGGACCAGCAUCAGCCGAGCCCCCAGCCUGCACAGGAAGAGUCAGUCGGGGGAGAUGGAGUCCCUGUUGUCUGACACGCACACAAGCUCAAACCACAGCAGCCGAGAGCAGUCUCUGGACCAGCCUGACUACCUGCAGGUCCCCAUGCUCCACCCGCCCGACUGCAACGGCACCACCUUUCACCUCCCUGACCACUGCUACAAUGACGCGCCCCUGACAACACAUUACCAGAGUGAUCAAGAAGAGGAGGAGCUUGAGGAGAGUUUAUGUAAGAAGCUGAAGAAGAUGCUGGAGCCAUAUGAGCCUCAGUGGUGCCUGGAGCAUGAAGGAUGGUCUCUCUAUCUCUUCGCUCCGCACAACCCGUUCAGGCUGUGGUGCCAGAGGGUCAUAGGUCACAAGAUGUUCGAUCAUGUCAUCCUCCUCUUCAUCUUCCUUAAUUGUAUCACCAUUGCACUGGAGAGACCCAACAUACAGCCCAACAGCAUGGAGCGGGCGUUUCUCAGUGUGUCCAAUUACAUCUUCACUGUGAUCUUCAUAGGUGAAAUGAUGAUUAAGGUGGUAGCUAUGGGCCUGUACUUUGGAAACGGUGUGUACCUGCAGAGCAGUUGGAAUGUCUUAGAUGGACUGCUGGUGUUUGUGUCGCUGGUGGACAUCCUGGUCUCUAUCGCGUCAGCAGGCGGUAAUCGUAUCCUAGGCAUACUCCGUGUGCUUCGUCUGCUCCGCACACUGCGACCGCUCAGGGUGAUAAGUCGUGCUCCAGGUCUGAAACUGGUUGUAGAGACUCUAAUCACAUCCCUCAGACCUAUUGGGAAUAUCGUCCUCAUCUGCUGUGCUUUUUUCAUCGUGUUUGGGAUUCUGGGAGUCCAGCUGUUUAAAGGGAAGUUCUUCUACUGUGAUGUUCCCGAUGUGAGUAACAUCACCAAUAAAACUCAGUGUUUGGAGGCAGGACACCGCUGGAUUCGGCGGAAAUACAAUUUUGACAACCUGGGACAGGCGCUGAUGUCACUGUUUGUGCUGUCAUGUAAAGACGGCUGGGUCAGCAUCAUGUAUGAUGGUUUGGAUGCUGCCGGGGUGGACCAGCAGCCAAUAAGAAACAACAACCCUUGGAUGCUGCUGUUCUUCAUCUCUUUUCUCCUCAUCGUCAGCUUCUUUGUGCUCAACAUGUUUGUGGGCGUGGUGGUGGAAAACUUUCACAAGUGUCGCCAACAGCAGGAGGAGGAGGAGGCGCGACUGAGGGAGGAGAAACGACAAAGAAGAUUGGAGAAGAGGAGGAGGAGGGCCCAGGAGAAGCCAUAUUACGCUGACUACUCCCCAUUGCGUCGAUCCAUACACACCGUGUGCACGAGCCACUACCUGGAUCUCUUCAUCACCAUCAUCAUCUUCACAAACCUCCUCACCAUGAGCAUGGAGCACUACAACCAGCCUCAGUACCUGGUGGAGAUACUCAAGUACUGCAAUUACGUCUUCACGGUGGUUUUUGUCAUCGAGGCCAUUCUCAAACUCAUCGCUUUUGGCCUGCGCCGCUUUUUCAAAGAGAGAUGGAACCAGCUGGACCUCGCCAUUGUGUUGUUGUCCAUCAUGGGAAUCACAUUGGAGGAAAUAGACCUGAAUGCUUCCCUCCCCAUCAACCCCACUAUCAUACGGAUCAUGAGAGUCCUGAGGAUAACACGAGUGUUGAAGCUGUUGAAGAUGGCAACAGGAAUGAGAGCUCUGCUGGACACUGUGAUGCAAGCUCUGCCUCAGGUGGGGAAUCUGGGUCUGCUCUUCAUGUUGCUGUUCUUCAUCUAUGCAGCUCUGGGAGUUGAGCUCUUUGGAAAACUGGAGUGUUCGGACGAGAACCCAUGUGAGGGUCUUAGUCGCCACGCUACCUUUGACAACUUUGGCAUGGCUUUCCUCACGCUCUUCAGGGUGUCUACUGGGGACAACUGGAAUGGGAUUAUGAAGGACACGCUGCGUGACUGUCGCCCACAGGAUCGCCACUGUCUAAGCUACCUGCCCCUGAUCUCUCCGGUUUACUUCGUCACCUUUGUCCUGACGGCUCAGUUUGUGCUGGUCAACGUGGUCGUAGCCGUUCUGAUGAAGCACCUGGAGGAGAGCAACAAGGAGGCUCAGCUGGAGGAGAUGGAGGAGAGGAGGGAGAGGGAGGAGAUGAGGGAGAGGGAGGAGGCCAACCAGCGUCUUAAUGCUGCGUCUGUGGGAGGAGACACGGGGCAAAAUGCGGAGACACCUGCCCAGGUGCAGUUUGAGGAUGAGGAGUGUUCCCAUGGCAACCUGCUGAGCAUUGGACGCAUGCUGUCUCUCCCUAGCGACAGCUACGUUCAGCCACUCAGAUUUCCUUCUUAUCCUCCCAUUGGCCACGAGGCUUACUCCAGCUACAGCUACUCAGGCUCCAUGUCAUCGCUGGGCUCCAGCGGGGGCAGCUCGCUGCUGCAGGUUCCAGGAGCUCUGCCCGCCAUCAGCCACGCUUCACUGCAGUUUGGACGCAGUACAAGGCCAAUGAUCUGCCUCAGCACCUCUCAGAGCACGGACAGGCACUCUCCACACAGACUCAGUCCGGCUGAUAGCAUAGAAGGAUACAGGUUUAGCCCAGCUCACAGAAUAAACAGACACAGACUUAACUCGGCUCAUAGUAUAGAUGGAUAUAAAUUCAGCCCCGCUCAUAGAUUAAACAGACACAGACUCAGCUCUGCUCAUAGUAUAGAUGGAUACAGGCUCAAUCCAGACCACAGUACAGACAGACCUAAGCUGAUGUCCAGCCACAGUAUAGACAGACAUCACUCACUCAGACUGAGUCCCACACAAAGACGUCCUUCUCACUGGCUCAGUCCUGAAGACAGUUCAGACAGAAACAAGCUGAGCCCCUCCUACGUUCCAGAAAGUUCAGUCCUGAAGAGACCAGCAUCCCUUCGCAUCGCGACCAGACAGUUACGGAGACAGGAGGCUGUGCGCUGUGACUCUCUGGAUCAGAGCGGCUCAACUGACGAUUUGGCAGAGCCCCACCUCACUGUGCCCACAGCCUCUUCCACACCGCCACGCCAGCGUUCAUCCAGCGUACACACACUGAAAUAUACACACCCCCAGAGGGUCAUCUCAUGCAGGAGCCACAGCCGGAGCCACAGUGAAACCACUGGCCAAGAACAUGUACCUGAGCAGGCCAUCUGCGGCUCGCAGCCAGAAACAGAUGUCGAGAAGCGGCCUCUCAGCCCGCAGAGUCUGUCCAGUCUGAAGGUCCCCAGCGGUGAAUCCACCUUAUCAGCUCCGCUCUGUAGCUCCAGAGCGGUCAGCCCCGACCCCAGUCUCCAGUUAGACGACGCCGACGAGGAAGUCAGCCGUAUUAACAGUUCCGUUCACACACACUCACACACACAACUUCCUCCCAGCUCCUCACACAAAAGCAGACACCUUACCCCGAGCCCUGGGGAGCACAGGAGCCGCCUCAGCCAAUCAGUGUCCCCGGUUUCGGGCAGGAACAGGAAGGAGAGGCUGAGCCCGCCGCCGGCGGAGGAGCCGGUUACCAUGGCUACCCAGCUGAUGGACAGCAGUGUUGAACUGAGAAGGCGGACUCUGUCCUUCGAUGCCACAACCCUCUCUCCCAAUCAGCUGGAAGGGAGCUCUGUGGACGACUAAACAGAGACGGUGGACUGGUUAUUCCCUGAAGUGAAGGAGCCUGAUGUGCUGCUGAAGCACACGAGAGGGGCGGGAACCGCAAUCCUGUUUCCUAUUUCCUGUUUCAGGCCCCGCCCUUCACCUCGUCCUGUCCAAUCACCAGAUUUUCACAGGGUGUGUGUGAGACGAACUCUUUCAGACUGUGCGUGUAUGCGUGUGUAUGUGUUCAAAGACUUUUCUCCCCUUUGUGCUAUUUGCACACAAGAUGCACACAAGAAUACGUUUCCUUUUCUUCUAUCAUAGUCCUAGCUUUAGUUCAGACAUAGUAGUCACUCCCAGCUAUAUUUACUCAAACACUAGCCCUCCCCUUGCUUGCUGUCCUCCUUCUGCCCUCACUCUCAUCCUUUUCCUUGCACCUCAAGCCUAGGUCAGAGUACGACACAAAAUGACUUGAAAGGUGCAGAUUAAGUUACAGGCUGAUCUGCUGAUGUUCAAACACACAGACAGAAAAGAGAGAUCACACUGCUAGGACUGCAACAAAUUAUUAUUUUAAUCACUAAUUAAUCUGCAACGAUUUGUCAAUUUUUUGAUGAGUUGAUCAUCAGAAAAUAAAUCGGCAAAUAUUUGGAUAAAUGUUUAAUCCUUUUGAAAAAUGCCACAAUUCUUUGAUUCAAGUGUCUCAGUUGUGAAUAUUUUCUGGUUUCUUUUGUCUUCUAUCAUAGUGAACUGAAUAUCUUUUUUUUGGGACAAAAGAAGACA
This is a messenger RNA of Thunnus maccoyii (southern bluefin tuna), 8760 nucleotides long. RefSeq names its product voltage-dependent T-type calcium channel subunit alpha-1I-like. Gene Ontology annotation, biological process: neuronal action potential; calcium ion import; membrane depolarization during action potential. Gene Ontology annotation, molecular function: low voltage-gated calcium channel activity; voltage-gated sodium channel activity. Bases 1354 to 8022 code for a protein of 2222 amino acids. The record is from RefSeq and is a predicted model, not a curated record. The transcript is spliced from 36 exons. NCBI's taxonomy places the organism in Eukaryota, Metazoa, Chordata, Actinopteri, Scombriformes, Scombridae. Gene Ontology annotation, cellular component: neuron projection; plasma membrane; voltage-gated sodium channel complex.